This is a messenger RNA of Pocillopora meandrina, 504 nucleotides long. The record is from the annotation of a GenBank genome assembly. Lineage: Eukaryota; Metazoa; Cnidaria; Anthozoa; Scleractinia; Pocilloporidae.
AUGAACAUUUUUGGGGAUCGACAACUUGUUAGAAGGUCUGGGGUAGUUAAUCACGCUGAAGAAGCCCUCCAGAGUAAAGUGGUUGCAUUGUAUUUCUCGGCGGGAUGGUGUCCACCUUGCAAUCAGUUUACGCCAGUUUUGGCGGAAUUUUACAACGAGCUUAAGGAGAACGAACUACCCUUCGAGAUUGUUUUUGUUUCAUCCGAUAAAACGGCAUCAGAUAUGGAGACAUACAUGAAAAAAUGUCAUGGUGACUGGUUAUCUGUUCCAUUUGGUAGCGAAAUGAUUCAAGAGCUGAAGAAUCGUUACCAUGUCACAGCGAUUCCUAAGUUGAUUGUCGUGACAGAUGACGGAGAUGUCGUGACAGCGAUGGGAAGGAAAGAGGUAACUGAAAACGGACCCAAGUGUUUCACUCACUGGGCACACGCUAUCGCCAUAGCAAGAGGAGAAGUUGCUACAACUGUGACUAAAGCGAGUGGUCGCUUUACUGCCGGCUUUGAAUAA